Molecule: messenger RNA, 504 nt
Organism: Scylla paramamosain (green mud crab)
Lineage: Eukaryota; Metazoa; Arthropoda; Malacostraca; Decapoda; Portunidae
Gene: Spase12
Product: signal peptidase complex subunit 1-like
Exons: 4
Coding region: 130-435 (101 amino acids)
Biological process (GO): protein targeting to ER
Cellular component (GO): signal peptidase complex; endoplasmic reticulum membrane
Source: RefSeq, a predicted model, not a curated record
UUUAUAGCGGUGAGGUGACACCAGUCAAUGGCGGAGUGACACGACGCCUGGUGCCUGCAGCUGCCUCCCGCCUCAGUCCACCGGGACUCAUUGCACCCUACUCUCCUUCCAAGCGGCUGUCCGAGUAACAUGGACACCGUUAUGGGAUUUUCCGUUCACAUGGACUUCGAGGGUCAAAAGUUGGCUGAGAGACUGUUCCAGAUUAUUGUGGUGGCAUUUGGGGUAGUAGGAUGGUUGUAUGGAUACUACAUUCAGGACUUCUCCAUGACAGUGCUCACUUUGGGAGCUGGGUUUCUCCUGGCCUGUUUGGUGACUCUGCCCCCAUGGCCCAUCUACCGUCGAUAUCCCCUGAAGUGGGCUCCAUCCCAAGAUACCUCUUCCACUCCUUCCACCUCAUCUCAAGAAAACACAUCUAGUAAGAAGAAGAAAAAAUAAGUUAUCUUGAAAUCACCUCAGUGCAUAUGUAAGCUUGCUUUGUAAAAGAAAUAAAGUUACUCCUACACA